AUGAGCGACAACCCUUACUACGGCGGCGGCGGUGGCGGCGGAUACAUGGCCGGCGGCGGCUCGCCCUUCGGCGGCGGCAGCCAGGACUCGCCUGGUGGCAAGAAGAACCGCAACAACCAGGCCCUCCGCCCCGUUACCAUCAAGCAGAUCCUCGAGGCCACCCAGGUCCACCCGGACUCUGACUACCAGAUUGACGGCGUCGACGUCGGGACUGUCCAGCUUGUCGGAAACGUGCACAACCAAUCCACGACUGCCACCAACGUCUCGUACGACAUUGGCGACGGAACGGGCUACAUCGACGUGAGGCAGUGGCUGGACACCGCCGACGACGAGGCCGGCAAGAUGGACGGCAUCAUGCAGGACAAAUAUGUUGUCGUUACGGGCAACAUCAAGGUGUUUGGCGGCAAGCGUCACGUCUCGGCGCAGAACAUUCGCAGUGUCGAGAACCACGACGAGGUCUACCACCACUUCCUCAAGGCCCUCCAGGUCUCCCUCUCGUUCCGCAACCCGAGUGGUGUUGCCGGCGGUGCUGCUGCUGCUGGCGCGACCCACAACGACUAUGCCGGCGGUGCCUCGGCGUCCCCCGCUGGAGCCGACUUUUCGCACCUCCCUGCCCUGCAACGCAAGAUCAUGGCCAUCGUGUCCGCCGAGGACCACGACGACGGCAUGCACGUCUCGGCUGUGGGCAAGCUGUGUCUCCCUACCGAUGGCGAGGAGGUCAUGAACGCCAUUGAGAACCUCAUGGGCGAAGGUCUGCUGUUCUCGACGAUUGAUGACCUUCACAUCAAGGCCGCGUAA
Messenger RNA from Apiotrichum porosum, 798 nucleotides. RefSeq names its product replication factor A protein 2 (gene RFA2). The transcript has 6 exons. Gene Ontology annotation, biological process: double-strand break repair via homologous recombination; DNA replication; nucleotide-excision repair. NCBI's taxonomy places the organism in Eukaryota, Fungi, Basidiomycota, Tremellomycetes, Trichosporonales, Trichosporonaceae. The coding region runs from base 1 to 798 and encodes 265 amino acids. Gene Ontology annotation, molecular function: DNA binding. Gene Ontology annotation, cellular component: DNA replication factor A complex; site of double-strand break; chromosome, telomeric region. The record is from RefSeq and is a predicted model, not a curated record.